Molecule: messenger RNA, 29323 nt
Organism: Xyrichtys novacula (pearly razorfish)
Lineage: Eukaryota; Metazoa; Chordata; Actinopteri; Labriformes; Labridae
Source: the annotation of a GenBank genome assembly
UGGUUUUGAAAUAAGAUUCAGUUUUAUCAAAAACGACCCCCCUCUGUGAUCAGCAAAUAAGGGUUUUAUUUUACCAAAAGCUAGACUCCUGCUACACAAUCUAUUUCGACUCUUUAAAUCAAGGUUAACAUGUAAAAGUUAACUAGUUCCUAAGCAGACAAAGGCAUUUGUAUCUUUUUUAGUUAUUAAUAAGUCUUUAAAAUGCUUUAUCUGAUUAAACUUUGUUUGGCAAGCACAUAAACAUCAACCAAUUGUGUAUUUUUUUCUCUUACCUUUGAAUUUACCUUAAAGGUAUUAAAUGUUUAAAUUGUUCUAUAUUAUCUCCAUUUUUAUAUCUCCAGUUCUAAAAAAGUAGGUAAAACAGACUUUGAUAAUAUGCAAACUGAAACUCUACAUUUGAUUGAAAUCAGUGCAAAGGCAACAUAUUACACAUCGAAUCCAGGGGCAUUACCCAAAGGUAUGGGCACAGAGCUAUUGCCUAUGGGUGGUUCUUCAGUUUAUCUUUGAGAGCCCCUCACAUGAAGGCCCUGUAUUUUUGAGUUCCCUUAAUUAUUGUUUUAUGAAAAAAUAUCACAUUUAAUUUCAUGGAGGAACAUCUACUUGAAAGGCUUGGAAGCUGUCGAGUACAAUUGAGUCAUAAUUUCCCUUCAGCCUAGAAAAUAAAAUUAAAAAAUCAAAGUCAAUAGAUGAAGAGGCACCGAGGCAGUGACUUUACACAGGGAGAAAACUGGGGAAUAAGCCAAAGAAUAAUGGCGCCUGCAGUCUGUCGAAACCCUUCCCAUCUUAUCACUUCCCACCCAGAUAUGAAGAGUCACCCAAUAUGGUGCUGCUUUUAAGACAAAGAGGUUGUUUUCACCUAGUAUUAAUACACCUCCUUCGUGAUCAGAUCAUAAGUGGACAGCUUUCAGGUGUACUCACCUCCUGUCCAGGGUCAUUUGUCCACAGUGGCCUGUCAGCAUAUAUGCUAAUGUAUCUACUCCACAUCUGAAUCCAGUUUAUCUCCCUCUCCCUCUAUUAAGAUUUUCUUUUUUUGUAAUUUGAUGUUUUUAAGUCUGACAAGGAUGAAUCAGGCCCUGUGUUUAUCCGCAUACAGAGCAGGAAGGUGAGAUCUGAUCACGUGGCCUCUGGAGAAGUAUUUGAGGACACAUGAUGAUGAAAAGUGAGCUGAACUUUCCACUUGUGAUCAGAUCACCCAGGAAUUAUGUGAACAGAGUGACCCAAAAACAUUUCCAUGAACCUAAUUUGGCUGAAAUACUAUCCUAAUGUCAUUUUAAGUUAUUCAAUCAUAUUUUUCAGACUGCAAAUAAAAAUAUGAGCAGCCAUAGAUUUUCUUAACUGUAAUAAAACAACAACUCAACACAAGUUUUAAUACUUUUUAUGCUUUUUUAUUACAUUUUUAUUCAUUAACUUUACAAGCACAGCCUCCCUCUAUGGUUUGAUAUGUGUACUACUGUCAGUCAGUGAUGCUUUAAAGGUAUUGUAUACAGAAAUAAGAAUGUCAAGUGGUAUCUAGUGGUCUGAUUCUAGAUCAAAACGCUUCCUUGCUUUGAUGCAUAAGUAUGAGCCUCAACUUGCCAAGUUUUUGCUGUCAAAAAUAUUGAUUGAUAGAAAGUAUUUAACAAAAACCUCUCUUAUCUCCUUUUUCAUCCCCCGGCCGGAGCAUUUUGCAUGGCAAUUCGCUAAAUACAAAAACACAUAUGUAACUGGUUUGUCCAUUCUGUGCUCCUGAGGAAACAUGACCGUGCAAGAUAGCAACCUUUGUGAAAAAGCACCUGCGUCUUAUGCGGAUAUGCAAGGCUCAUCUGAAGACAAGCAUGUAAACAGUAUAUAAGGGGAUUGUACACAUAUUUAAAUGACCUUAAAGCUCCUGUGAGGAGUUUUUGUGAUGUCUACGAAAUACACUAAAAUUUAUACUGGUUCCUUUUUGUAACAUCCAAAAGCAAACAAGACCUUCAGCCACAUGACUGAUGAUUUUAUCUUAAUAUUUAGUGCCUGAAAUUGGUGCAAGGGGAUCAGUGUAAGCUGAGCAGUUUAAGAAUAAGCCCUGUCAUUACCAUUUCUACACAAAAUCUUCACAGUAAAUGAUGUGUUUGACUGUUAAAAUGGAGGGAUUUCUAUUAUUUAUUUUUAAAGUCCUCAGGUACUUCCCUGUGCAGUAAAUAAAAAGACAAGCAAAAAUUGCUUGGGGAUGUCAAAAUCAACACAAACUUAAAGGUUCCUCAGAGGAGCUCAAAGUGUUAUUUUCCAUUCAACAAAGUCUGUCAUAAAUGCUGCUAAGUAUGGCACACUAUUUUUUCAACACACAGGAUGUUCCUGACAGAUGAGUUACUCAAAUUAAAGCUCCAGUGAGCAACUUUCUAUUCUUGUUGAGUGAAGCAUCCCCUGUGGACAAAAAGGUGCCACUGAUCUCCUUGCCAAUCUUGUUCUGUACAAGUGUGAGAACUGUUUUCUGAAUAAAAAUCUCAUCCUGGUGUUUUAACUGUCAAACUUAAUAUUUUAAAAGAAUCUUUGUUGUAAAAUUGGAUUGAAAAUAAAGUCUGUUUGAGCAGCAUAAUGUAGCUCACUUUGUCUGAUGUCCCUUUAGCAGAGGAAACAGGCCGUACAAUGUUUAAAAAAAAUGAUCAGUCUUGAUCACUGAUGGUCUUGUUUGUUUAUAAGCACCUGCGUGCAUUAACGUUUAAAAUUACUUACAGGAUCUUUAAAAUGAAUUUCUGGCAUUUGUCACACAAAAUACAAAAAAAUUAGGUGUUGUAUAAUGACAGUAUAAUGCAGUAAUGUUUUCAUUUGCUGAUUUAUUGUUUUAUUUAUUGAUUCAUUGCUGUGAUUUUGACACAAUUCAUAAGCAAUGUUUUCAAAGUGCUCAAUAGAGAUUUAAUUCCUUAUAAGUACUGACCCACUGUUGUUCAUGCUAAUGGGCAAUUUAUAUCUGAUGCAUACGAGUACCUAAAAGUGUUUGUCAGUUUAUAUAGAUGCAGCUUUAUUUAGACAAAAAAGAAAGUGAAACUGAAGGGUUACUUUUCUAAUCUCCAGGAUCUUGGCUGACACUUGUUCUGUUUGAAAACAUGUCUUCUAUCUAUGUGCUGAGGGAACAGUCAGUCUAAAACCAUCUGGUCUUAUUCUCAUCAGUCUGAGCUCAGUCAGAUGGUGACGUACCCACAACACACACCAACAUACUCUCUCUUUCCUAUAAACACUUACUGUGAUUUGCCAGUAUGUUCGUGUAGUAGCGCUGCUUGUUGGGGGUAUUUAUGAGGCAGAUCAUAUGGCAGGGCUGCUUGUCAGCUUUGAGUACAGAACAGGCGAUGAAGAUUCAUCUCCCUUGACACGCGCUGACAUAGAAAACUAUAUUUAGCUGCUGGCGUCCGUGCGUAAAAUGACGCUGGCGCAGACGCAGGAACAAUGGUUGUGGACUGAAUACUGAUUCAGAACAAGAAGAGGCAAACUGUGACACGCAGUGGAGUUUAAGGAAACAUUUUUACUCAAUGACAUUGUUGUCCUCUUAAGGAGGUUUUUAUAUACUCUCUAAUCUCAUUCAUUCUGAUCCUGGAGGACGAGAGUACCCGGAUCAUCUCCUUUUAGUGUUAAAGCCAAAGAGGUAUGUUUAUGUGCCCGCAGAUUGACAUUUAACGGUAAUUAAUACAAAAUGGAAUACUUUCACUUAAAUAAGAUAUACUUUAUGUGACCCUGACAAAACAGUUGCAGAGUUGGACCCUCAUUAAAUGACACUGAGGUCAUUUCAAACUCCUUCAAACAGAGACCAGACCCUCUGUAAAUCCAUUAAUGAACUAUUCCCCAGUAUGUCAUUAGGUCCUGCUUGUUUGCUGUAGGCUAGUCUGUGAGGAGGAGGAGGAGGGUGUAGGCCUACUGCACUUUAUGAAUAAUGAAAAAAUGACGUAAACAAUGCGGUCCUCAUUGCAGCUCGGGCUUGAGGCUGGAGGCGGGCGCAGCGAGGCGUGAUGCGGCCGUGACGUCGAUUGAGUCGGGGAUCUUUAAUCCUCUGCCGCAGCAGCAGCACAGCCGGUAACCGGAGGAGGGGGUAGCACAGUCGGACAGGAAUGGACCGCACAGGCUAGCAUAGCCUACAGCAAGGCCGAAAUAGCUCGGUCUGUAGAUAGAUGAAAAUAUCACCAAGGAAAAGCGAGAUUAGGACUAGAACGAGCCGACUCUCUGCGCAGGCCGGACCCCCUCCUCUCUGCUGCUGCCUGGAGUCCUUCGCUGACACUCUCUUCGUGUAAUAAAACGGUAGUUGAAUAUAUUGAAAAUACAAGUUGUAGCUUUAUUUGAGAGCAGAUUCGGUAUCUUUUAUCCGGCUGACGGAUCCGAAGCCUCGUCCUGCCGGUUUCCUAAACCCUUCAGCUGCUUCAUCGCGUCUCCGCUGUUCCUGUCAGCUGCUGCGCAUCAGCAAAACAUGCAGGAUGAGCCUGUGGGGGUGACAACCACGCAAUUACCCCCGUCAACAGACGAAAAGGACAGCAGCAACAGCAGCACGGUCAGCAAAUCCGUAAACCAACCGAGCCAAAGCGACAGCCAGGGCUGCCAGCUGAGCUCAUUCAGUCCGGAUUACAACCAGAACCGGGAGGCAGUCUUCGCCGAAUUCAACCCAGAGCGUUUUAUCCCAGCGCAGUCUCUCUGUGACCUUCAGCACACCCGAAAAAUACAUCAGCAGUUCAGUCAGCACACUCACUUCAGCCCCUCACAGUCGCCCCCACCCCAGGGACACUUCAGUCACCUGCCCGAGCAGUGCGCUGCCGACCCCCGCGGCUCUCCACCGGAGGAGGCUGAAGCUGAUGCUGCGUCGCCUUCGCCUACUUCCGUAAAACCAAACCGGCUCCAGAUGGACUCCCCCAUCGCACACCAUAUCAAUGGCAAUGGCAGCAGCACCGGCAACAUGUUGUCCGGAGGUCUCAGCGCCGCCUUCCCGAACCUCCCCACCCAGGAGCUGCAGAGCAGCAGCGUAGGAGGCUCAUCCUCACCUUCCCUCCCUGGGUUCGGCACCCCCUGGUCCGUCCAGACCAGCUCCUCGCCCCCUCCCGCACCUAUCAACCCCAUCCACGCCAACGCCAUCAACCAGAUGCCCAACACGGACUCUGACAACAGCUUCUACCCAGGUAUCCCCUCCUCCAUCAACCCGGCCUUCUUCCAGAGUUUUUCGCCGGUGUCAGCUAAUCCGUGCGCCGGGAUUAACGUGCAGGGCUUCAGCGGUCCUUUCUCGCCUCAGAUCAACGUCCCCCAGCAGCCGCAGAGCCGCAGGUCCCCGGUCAGCCCGCAGAUGCACCCCCAGCAGGGCGCCUUCCUGCAGCAGAGGAACAACUACAACCAACAUCAGGUGAGCUGCUGCUGCUGCAUCACAUGAGACAGACCCAGAGCUUCAUGUCUGAUUGAUCCUUGUGUAACAUGUCAGGAGGAGGUAGGCCUCAGGCAGACAGAUCUGUUCUUCUGACAUGUCUGAAUCAGGAGAGGUUUCAUUCAUCCUGUAUUUUCAGCGCAGGCCCACACUGGGGUGAUUUCAGGUUAGGGAGCGUCUGCAAAUAAUAUUCAACCCAAAAAGCGUGGUCUGUGUGUGGGAGUAUGUGCGUAAAUGCGUAUGUGUGUGUGGUUGUACAUUUUGUUCCCAAUCUUUAACAAUUGCAUUUUAUUUCUGUUCAAUAAUCCAUUUAACACGCAUGGACUGAAUCCCUUCAUUUUAAGGAUAGGGAUGGAGGGAUGGGAGGAGGGGGUGAAUAAGGGAGCAUCUCUGAAUCUGGCUGUUGUUCUCUCCUGAAGCAGCAGUGGGAUGUGGUCACAUGACUCCAGACCAUCCCUGUCUUGUGCUUCAGUCAGUGGGAACACAAAGGCUCUCAGGGUUUGCUGUCCUAAAUGGAGGCGUGUUAUUUGGGUGAAAUGAGAACAACUCGUAUCUCGGUUUGUGAGUGUGUGUUUGUUCUUGUGUGUGUGUGUAGGCAGAUUGUUAUGGCUGUGUGAUACAGAUGAGAGUACUAGUACGCCUAGAGGGGCUUUGAAAAACUGCAGUUUUUUCUUAAUUCAAAAACAUCACACAGAUUUCAUGGAACUGUUCACAAGAAAAAAUGAUAUUGAAGAUGAAGUCAGUAAGCACAUUUUGUGGAAAACUUAAUAUUAAGAUGAAUUUAAAUCCCAGCUGCUAUAUAAACAAUCUCACUAAAUGCAUUGUUGAUGUUUUUUUCUAUUUGUAGGGCAGUUUGGAUCCUAAAUUAUGGAUAAAAGUCAUAAUAACACAAAAGUAGUUAUGAUACAGUUGAAAAAUGAAGAUGUUUUUGAAAAACAAGAUAACAGCGACUACAAUUAAGGUCAGGGCCAGGGAGCGGUUGCUUUUAAUGGUUUAUUUUUCUUUUAUACAGGAAGAAAUCAGCCACCAGUUAUAUUGAAACCAACGAUUAAGAGUAAAUUCACUUAAAAUAAUCUCAAAAGCGUUACAUUAUUCUUUAGAAGUUGAGAUUUAGAGUGUCAGGACCUUCAGAUGAAACACCACCAGCUGCUGUUGUGUGUUGCGGUCAUCUUGGAGCUCGUGUGUCAGUAGCUUCAGGUUUCUCAGGUGAUUUGCAUACAGGGUGUGUAUGCCUAUGUGUGAGUGACUGGGUGUGCCUUAAAGAGCUUCUCCAUUGUCAUUGUUUUAUUGACCUUUAGCCCUGUAGUUUGCUUAUGAAUGCUUUGCAAAUAAAUUCAUCAAAAAUGAAAGGGACAGAUAUGACUUAAUCCAAAUCCUGUUAAUCCCAAAAUGCUGCAGACGUGCCUUCUUAGAUGACCCUGUACCAAGUAAAAAAUACACCCUUGUGUGUUCCUGUCACUGGAUAAAACAAAAUACAGGGUCUUUUUUUGUACUUUUCCUGUUUAAAACAUGUAAAAGGACAUCCUCUGGAUGCCUUUUCCAAUAAUGUGAAAAAGUUUCCGUUUGGAUGUCUUUUUAUUGAGUUGAGUGCCCUAUAAAUGCCCCUCCAGUAUUUUAGAUCCAGAAAUGUGUCAUUUGGAUACUUUUUCAAUUGAUAAGCCAUCAUGGAUUGUGGCCUGGAUGUCUUUCCAGUGUACAGAAUUCUAAGAGUACUUUCUGUCACACAACGUCAAAAAAAGUGCUCUCUGAAUGCCUUUCCAGUGAAUAAAACCUAAAAUAAAUAGCCUCUGAGUGCCCUUCUAGGACAAAAAAAGUUGCUUUUUGGAUGCCAUUCCAGUAAAUCCAAUUUAAAUAAGUGGUUUUCUGGAUGCCCACCUGGUGUCUAAAACAUUAAAACAAGUACGGUCUGGAAUUUAAAAAAAAAUUACGAUAGGAUCAGAUCACAGUUGUUUAAAUGUGACUGUUUUCUAACAGGGCUGAAAAUUCUUUUGCAGUUACUGUUUUCUUUUACAGUUCUGAUGAUGAGAUCUUUUUUCCAGUAUGUCACUGUAAACUAUUUGUGAAAAAGCACGAGGUUCUUUAUAUUUUCCUAUUUUGAGGAUAAAGUCAAAAUGUUGGGAACAAAUUAAGCCAGAUAUUAAGUGCCCAGCAGAAGGAGAUUUGCUUGAAUCUUAACAUGCAAAUGUCCUCUGCUCUGUAUUUUCUUGCACAUAGCCCUGGGUCUCUGGAAAUUUGAAUUUAUUCAAAUAUUUCCUGCAUUUUCAGGGAUGCAGGACAAAAAGAAAUCCUGCUUCUUCUCUCCUCCCCAUUACACACUUCUGCUGCUAUUUUCAGUGUGUGAGAAACAAAGUCAAUUGUCCUCUGUGUAAGAUUUUCACGUGAAAGCACGCAGCUUUAAGCCUGACACAAUUCAAUGUAUGAUAUGCUUAAGAGUGGACACAAGGUCCAGGUAUAGAGAGAGUGUGUGUGUGUGUAACUUACACUGGCGGUGUCGCUGCACACGGGAUACUUAGUAUUAGUCUUAAAGCCCUAAAUCUUCUUAUACACCCCUCUGGUACAGGAGCAGAUCAAGCUAGGCUGUGUGAGGAAAGAAAGGAGAGAAAGAAAUUGAGAAUAAUAUGAUGUAUAGAUAUUAAAAAUAAAAAAUAAAAAAAUAAGAAAUUGACUAACAUUUGCCUUUUUAACGUUGCAUGUUCUCCCACUCUUUGUCCUUCCUGCAGCCAAUGGUGAAACCGUCUCCCUGGGGCGGUCACCAGGGGAAUGGCUGGGGCUCUGGGGGGAUGUCUUGGGGCCGAGACCACCGCAGAGGGAGUGGCAUGGGUGUACCUGGCUCGGUGAGUCACAUCUCCCCCCUGAAGAAGCCUUUCUCCAGUAACGUCAUUGCUCCCCCCAAGUUCCCACGCUCUGCAGGAUCACUGGGGCCUAAAUCCUGGAUCGAGGAGAACAUGUUUCGCACGGACAGCAACAGCAACUCCUUGUUGCCCCUCCAGGUAAAUGUUUUGGGUUGUUACUUCACUGCUUGGUGUUGGAGGAUAAUCAGUUUAGUGUAGGUGUUUGUUUGGAAGCAGGGACAUUGUGAGAAUCAGAGGCCGUAAAGGUGGGAAAACCCAGAAACAGGGCAUAUGAUUUAGAGCUUGAACAAAGAGGAUGAUGAUGGAAAAAAUUGUGUGAGAAACUAAAAGAGAUUUCUUUCAGUCUGUUCAGAAACAAAGCUAUGUGGAGCCUUGAGUUUGUUCAUGUAAAUUAACAGGGAGUAGCAGCCACGGUUAGCAUUUCAAACAGAUGGAAGUUUGAGCUGCUUUGCUCUGCAGGCUUUACUAAAGGUGUAACAAAGUGGGGGCUGGGAGGCUUUCGCAAGGAAGCUCACUUCUUGUAGGUGAGACCUAUCUCAGCAACUAAGACUCAGUUUUUCAUGCACCAAAGCCCUCAAGAGAUCAAUUUAAUCACUCUACUCCUACAAAGUGAUGUCUAUCUAUUCUGCCUAUCUGAGGUCUGUUAAUAUGUACAGCUUUUAGCUAAUGCAUGCGGUAAACUCUAGUUGAUCCCUGUUUGGUCAUGUUUGGAUCCGAUUUCACCAGUUUUCUUUACUACAAAAUAGCCGACAUCUAUGUGAUUUAUUUUCAUGCAACCAAACAAUAUUGAAGCUUUUUUGCUUUUCUCAUGCAAUUUCAACUCUGUCCAAUUUGUUGACAUCUCAUUUCUAGUCUAGUUUUGUUUUUUAGUGGAUUUAAGAAAUGUUUUCAAUGCAGGUGGGACUAAGCUAAAAUAGCAUGUCAGUUUAUUUAGUUUAUUAGUCUACCAUAGGUGGAAAUGUAUCCACUCCCAACAGACCAGAGCUGGAGAAUAAUCCGAAUGAACUGAUCAUAAUACAGCACUAAGAGAUAAAACACAUCCAGUGUCCUUUUUUUUUUCUUAGACAGCACUAACCCUAAGUGAGGAGUGAAAGUGUCUGCAAAAAAAGGUUUCAGGGUGGAGCUAGUUUUGGUGGAGCAUUUGCACAUGGCGAGGAAAGCCCUGGAGUUAAAAUGGCUUAAUCCCAUAUAUAAACUGUAUAUAAGAAGAGGGUGUUGCCUCUGACUAUGAAAAGUAAAGCCAGUGUUAAAAUGUCUUUUAUUCUUGAUGUCCAGCAGGGAACACUCAGAACAUUCAAACGGCGGCUUUAUAAAAUCCUAAACAUGUGGCGAGAUGGGAGUCCACAGGCCAAUGAUGAGACUGUGCCGAACUCCAAGAAAGAGACAGAUUAAACAUUUCAAAAGUAUGCAAACCAAGACCAGCCUGGUUACGCAACAUAAAUCUCUGCCAACGCCUUUUAGCGUUCCGGUUGCUAGCUUGGAGACUGAUUGAUGUAGAAACAGUGAUUUUCGAGGACUCGCAAUAAGCAGACGGUCAAAAGGAUGGAUAAUUCUGUUUGAAAUAUAAGGCAAGCUUUUGAAUACUGGCUAUAUCCUGUGAGUCAGACUAUUAAAUUAUGGUUUGGAUAUGUGCAUGGCAUGCAAGCAGAAAGUACCUUGAGCCUGAGGCGUUUCUUGUUGGACAUUGUGAACUACACAAAGUAUUAUGCAGCUAUUGCCAACAGAAGUAUCUGACAAAUAAUUGCAGAAAUCAUGAUAGUUUCGGUGUAGAAUCAUAAUUUACCAUCUUUGUAGUCCCUAUAUUUAUUUGAGGUUUUAAUCCUCAAAAUGAAUCUCUCGAGCUAGUUCCUUUGUGUUCGUGGCAUUUCUUUAUAAAACAGACCAGAAAGCACAGUUUAUAAUGCGGGACACAUUCAGUUCUCAGCAGAGGUAAUAAAACUGCAAACAUAAUUAAUAACAGUGUCUGCUUUUAAUAAAUACAUGACUUCAUGUUAGGAUAAAGGGAACACUUAAAUGACUUCGGACAGAAACGAUUUUUAUCAGUGUGACUCACUCAGACCGAAAUAAUGAUAUAAUGGUGUCAGCACUUGAUUUUACUGUUUCUCUGGACUCAGAUUAUUAGUGAUAUCAGAGCCAAGAAGUACAGCACUUCCUAUUCCAGGAAACAGGCCUGACUCAGUGGAUUGUCAAUUUCCAUAAACAGCAUAGGAGCCGAAAUAUUUCAGAUUCCAGCUCUUUUCCUUCCUUCCUUUCUGUUUAAUGUUUGGCAGUCAGUGACACAUCUCUGCAGUGUCAUGUGUUUCACAUCACACAGACGUGAUCGCAGAGGAGAGGAGAGGGUAUGUUUGACUUUCAGUGACAAAACUCAGUUGUCUGCUGGGUCACUCAGUAUUUCUUUGAAUUACAUAUCAAUAAUUUCAGUGCUAAUGCACUCCAUCAAUCUGGAACACCGGAGUGAAAAAUGGUUAUAGAUCUACCUUCUUUCCUAGAGUGUUCCCAAUAUUUUCAGUAAAAAAAAAAAAACAGUGCAAUUUCUAUUUAGAUGUGUGAUACCCAAGCUUUUUUCACUUCUUUUCUGAAUAUAUUUUGCCAAACAGUGAACGGAAACAUUUAGAAGAAGAGUUAACAUGCAGAAGAAAAGCAGAGGCUGGGAGUCAAACCAGCAUUUUAGCAGACUAGGCCCUAUUUACAAGCUCCCUGUCCCAUUUAGUUAAACCUCUGACACGCUGACCAAAUGAGACCAAAUAAGCCUCUGAACCUUUUUCACAGUGUUUGGAGAAAGAUAUUACCAAAGUCAAAUGCUCCAGAUGCUCCCCAAUUACUCCUGGGCCAUUCCUAACAUUAACUCUUCUUUGGUGAUAAUGGUGACAUGUAUCCCACCACACACCAGGUAGCCCUUAAAACCCUUGAGCAUUUCUUGAAGGCCCACACCACCCAGCAGGGUAACAAACUGUUAGGAAGAAGUCCUUUUUAAAGCCACAGUCAGUACAUUCAAAUGUUUUUGAAAAACUUGAUUUUGUCCGACUGAAGGUGGACAGUUAAGAUACAUGUGAAUGCAUGAGUCUGGCUGAAAUCGCAUUAAAUGAAAUUUCUCAUAGUCCGACUAACGAAGCACAGGUCACACAUCAGGCUUUGACCCAGAAAUUAAACAGCAUAGAUGCAUUGUAGGAAACUGUGUGGAAAACAAAACUUAAAAAGAGAGAGAAUGGAUGUAAAAAAUAAAAAAAAAGACAAACGGUCAUGUCAUGCACACGAGUACAGAGCUGUAAAGUUAUUGGUGUUUUCAGCAUAUGACAAACAUUCAUUGACCUCCUGCUAAUGUGUUUGUUGAUUAGUAGGCUGAUUUGUUGACUCUAAGUAGUCACAUCAGUGUAUUUCAGUGGUAAUGUUAUUGGUAAUGUGGACCCCUCUGGUGUUCAACCUCUGUAAGAUGCAGCAGUAGGUUUUUCUGAACAGAAAACAUGGCUGAACACUGUAAUGUACACUGGGUUGUGUUGCUCAAAGGUUUACAUACAUGUCUCUGUUGAUUCGAUAAAACUCCUGAGACAAACAACAAAGAAGAGAACCACAUACCUCAGAGCAUGAUCAUGCACACGGUCUCUGAGAACAUGUUGUUCAAUUUGUCAAUCAAAGUGCUGCAGAUUUAUUAAUACUGGUUUUAACAAAGAAGAAGUUACAUUGCAUUGGAUAAAAAAAAACUGUUGUUCUGUGGUAUCAAUUAUUUUUUUCAGCGAUUGAACUAGAAACCUAUAGCAUACCAUAGAUCUUCUACAAGAUGUUUAAAUAUUCAUGUAGCGUUUGUUCAUGCUGGGGAUUCAACACAAAAAAGGAAAGAGAUCUAGAGGACAAAUAAAGGAAUAAUUAAGACUACAAGUAACUUUCAAAUGUACUUAAUAUCCAAAAGAAAAAGUGAAAUCAGAGCAGGGGUUGUGAUUAAAGUAUGAAGACUUCAGCCAUGAGGAUUCUUCGUUUGACAGCAGUAUGCGCUAUCUGCGCACACUGAUGCCAACUUUACAGUUAGUACAUGAACCUGCUCAGUUAACAUGAGCCGUGGUUAAAGCUCGAUUGGGCGAAUUUACUGGGUUCAACUUUUAAAAUAGUUGUUCCUUGAUGUUGAGAAAUAAAGAAUGAGUUGGGAAACUGAGCUAAUUGCCUUUUGUGACCCAAUAUGCACAGAUUUGUUUCUCAGGUUCAAAUGUUAAACCUAGAACCAACUGCUAGCUGCACGAAAAACUAGAUUUCUGUCUCCGAGGAUAAAAAGUUUUUAUCAGAUCACUACUGAUAGGAGCUGGGAUGUUAUUAAUCCCAACUCCCAGAGUCUGCAUUUUUAUGUUGAAUCUGUAAAUAAAGAACCAGUAACAGAAAGUAGACCCCAUGCUUUUGUUGUUUUCAUGCUGCACAAAGUAGAUAAAAUGUAAACCUUGAUUUUUACUCGAAGAAAGGACUUUCUUUGUUGUCCUUUUGUGCAUCUGAGUGUGGUAAAUAUCUCAAACUUAAGUUGUAUGUUUUGCACAUCACAAAGAGGGUGAAAGUUAUGGGACAGAGCCCAGCUUCCUGAUAAACUUACCAUAUUAGCUCUGACCCUGCUACACUAACGCUAAUUUACAGAGGUAAUAAAACUCUUAAUUCUGUGUUUUAUUAACUACUUUUCCUGUUGUAUUCAACCAAAAAAAUAAACCUUCAACCUGUCACGGUCUAGAGAGAAAGAACUGACCUUUCCACUGGCAUUAUGAUGAUCAGGUGCACAAUGGGAGUCGCCCAGUGUUGACUAAUGAAGUAAUUCUGGUCAUGAAUAAAUAAAAGGCCUAAUAAUGCCUUUUCUCAUGCAGCUCUUCAGACAGGAGGUGUAUCUCCAGAAGCUUUACCACAGAGUUAAGAAUCAGGAGAAUGAAACACAACAGAUAAAUUAAAACCAAUGCAAACAUUGCAUGAUAAAAGAGACGGCAAACAGCAGUGAAAGCUUAACAAUAAAAUAUGUAAAUGAUGAGAGUGAACCAAAGAGGAGUGACAGUUAGUUAAAGGCAUUGUUGAGCAAACACAUUUUAACUGACAGCCUGGGGAAAUGAGUUCAUAGAAUUUGUAUUUGGACAACCAGCUGAAGGAUUAUACAACAACAAAGAAUUGGGGAUGUAGGUCACUUCCACAAAACCAUUAGGAGCUUUGUAAACUAGUGCAAUAAUCCUGCCAAUGAUGCCUUUAAUUGUGGAUUGUGUAAAGUUAAAUCAUCUCAAACAAGCGUCACUUCAGGUUGGCUGAAACUGACUGAUGUAAUCCUUUCUCACAUGAAAUGUCGGCUCACCCGGACUCGACAGACUUUCACUAAGGUGCUGGUGGAAAAAAUUAGGCUUAGAGUCAAAGGGAACACAUGCACAGGAUCUAGACAAUAACCGGAAAUAUUAAGGCGUGCAGGGCUGUAUGCCUUUUUGGUUUCUCUUGGUUUCCUGUUUGUUGUUUUCCAGUCACUAAAUGGGUCUAAAUUUAGUGAUACUAACAGUGACCUUGAUUAUAGUAGAGUUGUUCUUCUUGAAAUGCGUUUUCCAAAAAUUGAUAACACACAUCACUCAGACAGUCAUUGUGUAAGAUCAUAGACUGCAUUAAACAUGAACAUAGUCUAAAGGUUGUCACAGGUUCGUAGUUCGGGGCAGUAUUUACACCCAAGUUACACUUCUUCUAGAAAUUGUGGUUUUAGGUAGUAUCAGAGGCAAAAUGAGCGGAAGACUGAGGCAGUGUAUUGCUUCUGAGUUGACAGGGCAGAACAGCUGUGUGUGUGUGUGUGUGUGUGUGUGUGUGUGUGUGUGUGUGUGUGUGUGUGUGUGCGUGUGUGUGUGUAUAUGUGUGCAAGUGUAUGUGGUACCACCAGUGUGUGUUUACCCCUGUAAAACAAGUUAAUCCAAAGACAUUAUGAUUCACACAGAUCCACAAAUCACUUUGUAUCUACAAAGGCCAUCUGCUCUCGCUCUAGUUGUCUUUCUGUCUUUCUCAAACAAACUGUGUUCAAACCCAGUAUGCCUCCAUCAGAACACCAACUUCUACAAAUCAAUUGAGCAGGGAUGGGAAUCACAAUACUACUACAAUAUUAUCACAAUACUUGGGCCACGACAUGAUAUAAUUGUGAUUUUUAACAUUUUGUGAUACAGUAAGUAUUGCUAUACAAUAUAUUGUGAUGUAUGCCAUGUUUUCAACUGUUUAGCUAAUUUAGCAUUUGUCUUUUCUCUGUUUGUCUUAUUUACGCUGUAUUUUAUUUUCAUGUAGCACAUCUUGCAAACCUAAUAUAUAUUUGUUGUGCUAACUUUCUCCUGCUCUAUGAUGUCACCUUUGAUCCGAUAUAUCAUCAGACAAAAUAUCACAAUACUAUGCUGUAUAAAUUUUUUCUCCCACCCUUACAAUUCAAUGAAGAAGUUCAAACAUUUGAUGGUUCAAAACCACCUACAUAGAAGCUAAAGAUUUUGGUACCUUAUUUUCAGAUUUAAAAAAAAAAACACGUUAAAAGUUCAUGAAAAGCUGAUAAUUAAUGAUAACAGCUCUAGUGAAUACAAAGGUUCGGUGAUAAACUUCCGCUGUUGCAGCAGUGAGGUGUGUAAAGGGGCUUCGGUGACACCCCCCACAUGUUUAAUAAAAGCACUAUUCAUCCAAAGGUUUCAACAGUUGAUGACUUGGAAAUGCGAACUCCAUGUAACUUUAGGUGAAUCUUGAAACAGGCAAAGAGGUGAAGCUGAUGCCAUAGAAAAGCCACCUGGGAAAUAGCUGCAAUUCAGGGCCUGUUUAUGUGGCAUUUGCGAGAAUAAAUGGCUUAUACUCUCCCUCCUUGUGAGAAUCUGAGCUCUGAUAUGAUUAUGAUCUCUGAAUGGAUUGUUAUGAAAGAGCAGUGAAAAUAGCAUUACUGUAUUCUAAUCUGCUUGUGAGAAAUACAAGAACAAGCUGUUCAGCAUCUCACUGAGAAAGGAGCAGCAGACCUUUGCAGAGUCUCUUGAACUAUCUCACAGAUCAGCUGAUAAUCUCAUAACCUUCCUCUCAUCUCUUCAGCUCCUGCCUUUGGUUUCCAUUCUCUUUCAGUCGGCCUGUUUCUGGGAAAAGGUCCUUAGAUCUUUCCCAGAUUUAACUCUAUAGGCAGCUCAGGAAUAUACCAUCAGACUUAUGAAGUGCAUAAAUAUGGAAAGAAUGUUAAUCCAAGAGUGAGCUACCUGUUCUCUAUAAUCUCUUACAUAUUAAGCCAAAUACCCACACUUCAGAGGCUUUGUUAUGUAUAAGCCAGAUCACUGAAGUGUGUGAGAAACGUGCAGAAUUAGGCAUGCAUCAUGAUUUGUUUUCUCAGCCCUGACUCCUCAUGAUAUAAAAACCUCGGUGUGUUUUCAGGACCGCUCCAGAAUGUACGACAGCCUGAACAUGCACUCCCUGGAGAGCUCUCUGAUCGACAUCAUGCGAGCUGAGCAGGAUCCGAUGAAAGGUAAGACGGCCUUUUCCUUUCUAACUGCGUUUGCGGGGGUCAAAGGGAGGCGAUCGGGUUCGGGUUUAGCGGCAUGACAUCGGUGCAGGGAAGUGGCAGGUCCAUAGCUCCCAGAGCUGUGUUGUUUUUCCAGUCACCAGCUUAUUUUCUCCCCACUGAGAGCUUAAUACUUCUGCCACCAGCUGCGCAUUUACAUUAUGCUACUUAAGCUGAACGAAACCUAGAGCUAAGGAGAGAGGGAAAGAAAUGAUCAAUGCUGUGAAAAUGUUUACUUUAUUGCAGUGUUUUUACAAAGAUCAGACUGAGCAAACAUAUCUGGAUUUUUUUUUAAACUUGGGGAUUUGUCAAUUUGCCAGGGUAUCUUUGAAUGAUACAUCGUGGUUUUGGCAGUUGUGUGGCGAGAGUGCACUGUUGUGGCUCGGCCUCCUGGGCUCAGCUGCUGGACAUCAGAGGAGCAGUGUCAAAUAACCCCCCACCCCCCCAUCGAGCUGGCUGUGAGUAGCUCAUUUACAGCCUCACAGGAAGGCACUUAAAUUUUCACAGUAAUAUAUGAUCCAGAAAUAACGACGCUGGUAAAAUUACACCAUGAAGCUCCUCAACUCAGUAGCAUUUCAUUGGUUUACUAGACUUCAUUAAGGCCCUUUUGAAACCUCAGGACUCAGCCCGCACCUUUCUUCACUUGGGCGAGUGUCUUGUUUUUCCUGCCCAAGCAGAUGGAGAGGACAUGGGCCAGUGUGCACAGCAGAGAGAGGGGGGAUCUGGACUAAUUUUAGAUGUGAUUACACUUUCACACACUGUGCAUGACAGCCAAGAGAGGAGACGAGAGGGAAGGAGGGGUUGCAGGGGUGCAGGGCUCUGCCAUUUAUAGCAGAGCUGCAGCUAACAAAACAGUGCUGCAGUGCAAAAUAGAAAAAAUGCCCAAAGCUGAUUUACAUACUGAUGUAUACAAUUCAAUAUUAGUGGCUUUUUUGAUGUAGGCUGUGCCCAUCUUUAGGUAGCACAUAAUAGUGUUAUAUAGAAAUUCAAAGAGGAAACAAACACUUCAGGGCUUUCCCACAGUAUUGGUUAAUUCUCUCCCUGUAGAAGAUCAGUACAUGGGCUGUAGUACUUUUGUUUAUUAAGAAAAACUUGCUUUUUUUUCUAAUUUUCCUGGACAUACAGCCACGUUAAAACUGGGAGGUUAUUUUAUUCAUGAGUAUAUUUUAAUACUUAUUGUUGUCAGAAAAAAGUUGCUCCAACAUUUUAGAACACUGGUUAAAAGUGCCAUCUAUUGAUCCAAUUAAUCAGCCAACAUAUUAACUGGUCAAUUUCUGAUGUAAAAAUCAACCAAAUAGCUGCAGUGAUGAUUUUAAAAGAAGAAAAAGAAAAUUUUAUAGCAGGCUGACUAGUGUUAGUCUUGUUAAAAAAAAAAAGAAUCUAGUUUGUUUCUCAUUGGAGAGGUCAGUCUAUGAACAUCAGUAUAGUCAGGGUCACACCUACGGUUUUUACUACUGGGGUGGUCCAGCUCUGACUUAUUCAGGGGUGGCAUGAACUUUUUACCGUAGAUGACAAAAUUGCAUAAAUAUACCCUAAAAAUUAGAGAGAUUAAAUAUUCCCCUUUUCCAUUCUGUAAAACUUUGAUAAUCCACACAAGAGUGACAACAUCAGUCUUUGAGUACUUUAAAAGCGCUCUGUGACUUAAAAUGUAUCAUAUCUAUUAUCUCCACUUUAAUUUGUUAAAGCUAUGACCAAAAGGACUUGAAAUUUGUCUCUUUGUAAUUUUAAACCACUUGCCAGUGAUGCAACACCACCUACACUGUAGUGGUGAUUUUACAUAAGCUCCGCUUUUAGCGAGGCAAAUGAGAAACUAAACUCUGUGACCCUGCUGUGGCAUCAGAGGAGCCAAUGUGAUCGUGAGGAGGGCCAUGCCACCCCUGACCUUCUCUGUGGACACUCCCCUGAGUAUAGUCCCAAAACUAAGCUCUCAAAUGUUUAACUCUUUUACAUCACAAUCUGGCAAUCUUUAUUGAAUGAUUCAUCAGCGACCAGUUUUAUCCUGAUUCAAACUUAUUUUUAUUCGUUUUAAAAUUAACUUUACCAAUAACAAAUGAUAUAAAAAUUUAGAUUUUGUAGUUUUUUUUUUAUUCAAAUGUCUUGAAUAACUCUGCAUCUGUCUCAUUUGUUGCUGAUUAUUUGUUGAGAAAUACAGGGUUUUGCAGUGUUGUAUCAUUAACCAGAAUAACCUUCAUUUUACAAUCAUAAAGCAUUAUCUCUCUGGAUGCACAGCUCAUGAUUCAGUCAGUUACACAAUCAUAAGUCACAACAUUUCAGUCUGAUUCCUCGAGCUAAAAAAGAAAUGAUGGUUUUUAUAAAAACAAACCAAGCGUUUCAUUCUGCUGACCCUCCUUCCUCUGUUUACCAUCAUCAUCAGGGAUAAGGAGAGCUUUGUCUCUUUGUGUUUGUCACUGCAGACAUGUGAGAGGAUGCAGUAACACAUUCACAAGCAGGGAGUAGGGAGUUUAAUAUGUCUGUGCCUGAGUGUGUGUGUGUGUGUGUGUGUGUGUGUGUGUGCGUGCGUGCGUGCGUGCGUGUUUUUGCUCCCAUGUACACACACACUGGCCUCGCCCUGGCCUCUCCAUCUGCUCUGUGUCUCAUCCCUUUCCGUGUGUGUGUGUGUGUGUGUGUGUGUGUGUGUGUGUGUGUGUGUGUGUGUGUGUGUGUGUGUGUGUGUGUGUGUGUGUGUGUGUGUCUAUUUCCCAUAUCAGGCCGUGUGGGAUGCCCUAACCCCGGGGCUGACGGCCUGCUCAUGCUCAAUGGUAAUUAUCUCUCAGCAUCAUCUCCCUCUGUUGUCCAGUGUUGUUCAAAUGUUCAGUGUUUCCAUCCAGCUGUUUUCCUCCACACUCUCAGUUUGUUCUCAGAGGAACAACAGAAACAUGAGACGAUUUUUCUCGUGAUUUUUCCUCAUUAGGCACAAUCUCAGACUCACUGUGGCACAAUUGGGUCACACCAGGUGACAUUUGAAUAAAUUAUACAUUGUGAUUGUAUUUUCACAUUUAAUUUUUAUAUGUGGCUUCACUUGCAUUUUUGUCUUGUGGAUACCUUGGGAUUUAUUAGUCUUUUUAUUUUUGGUGUAUGUGUAGACCAUAAGAAGACCAGAGAUCACCUUUGGAAGCUAACAGAGAUCCUACUAAAGAAAAAUUCAAAGGAAAGCAAACAAGUAGCUGGUUCCAAAGCCACCAGACACCUGGGCUGCAACUAGUGACCAUUUUUAUAGUUGAUUAGCCAUUGACUGUUAAAAUGACUAAUUACCAAGGCCAACAGAAUCACAGACUGCAGUUUUUGAGCAGCGAUUUUUGGCGAGCACUCUUCUUAGCUUCUGUAACUAUCAAUUAUUAUUGUUAUUCAGCAAAAUUUUGUUUCAGCUAUUUACAGGUAGUGUGGAUGCAAAUUGGUUUUAGUUAGUAGCUUGGUUGCUAUGGUUACAUGAUAAGAGUCGGUGGCACUGUCAAGUGGGUAGGACAAGAUGAAGUAAAGAGUAAAAAAUACAAUUCAUAUUUUGUACAUUUUUAAAGGUGAGAGGCUAAAAAUCUGAGUUACAUUAAAUCCAAUAACCUUUUUUUGUGGCUGUCAAAUGAAGCAGUCUGCUGGAGUGAUACCAAAUGCUAUUGCCAUAACAGUCACUCACAUGAUAGGCUUGUUUGCUUUUCCAAACUAAGUCACCUGAGGACUUUAAAGGCACCACAAACAGGACUGAGUUACACGGACUGUUAAAAUGUAAAUUAUCAGCACCACACAAAUCAAGCAGAUCUCUGUGCACUCUUUUUUUUGAGUCGAACACUAGACCAGACAUCAUGAUGGCGUCAAAAAUAUAAUCUUGUUCUAUAACUGUCUCAAUAGGACAGGAAUCUGGGUUAGACAGCAUUUGUGGAUAACUGUGAUCAUGCUUUUUAUUGUUUCUGAAGCCUGUGUUUUCCUCCUGAGACCCAGCAAUCACAAAAUCAUUUUUGGCCCUGUGUUUGAGGCAGAUUUAGGCUUAUGUCUCCAAGGCCAAACAUGCAGCUGCAAUGAGCCGCCUUGUUGUCCCUGACAGAGGACACUGAGGGCUUUUCGAUGAUGUGAUGAUGUAACAUAUGUAUUAUUUUCUGGUUUUCCAGAAAUGGCCUUCAUCAGAUCUGAAUCAGUUAAUGGAAAAGUGAAGUACAGUUGUUAAUGUGGGAUAAAUGAUCAUUGCUGUCAAUCUGGGAACUGUUCAUGAGUCAUUUGUGGAGAUUUGGGGGAUUUUUAAAUCUUGUAUGUUUUGAUGUCCAGUAAGUUACAUUUAAUUGUUAAGCUUUUUUGUAGGUUGAUGUCUUAAGUCAAGUUUGUAGAUUCAAUUAAGGUUGGAUAUAAAUUUCUUUUGGAGUGUCUGCACAGCUGAAACUUGAAUUUCUUACUUUUCUACAUGCAGCCAGGAGCUAUGGGAGACGUCGAGGUAACCUUUUCACGACACGCCUGUUUCCUUGUGGCUUCUUGUGGCAUGCUGUAGUGCUUGAAUGGAAACCAAACUGAGGCUGAAACUAAAGCAAAUUUAGUUUCUAAAUUCAAGAACACGGCUGUUUACUUUCUCAUAUUUUUGUUUCGUCAUGCCAUUGAGAAGUAUUAAUGUCGUCUGAAAUUGUUUUUGACUAUCAACAAUAAAAGCAAGAAAGAUGUAGAAGCUUAAAAAUGCAUGUUAUUUCUUUUUGUUGUUGUUGUUUCUGCAGAAACGCAUGAUAAAAGAGGUUUCAGGUUUUUUUGAGUUUAUUAAAAAUGGAUCUUAAUAUGUGAGAUAAACAACAUGGCAAACCUUCUCAAAACCCUGGGGAAAUUUCCCAAAAUCCCCUGAAAUCUUAAGUUCCUGUGAAACCUCAGUAUCCUGGAAAACUUGCACAAUCUUAAUGUGAAUGAGGACUUUAUCCCUGUGAAAAAAAGGAUAAAAUCUUCAUUUAGGUCAAAGGUAUCAUGAAUUUAAUCACAGAUGUGGUCCUCUUGUUACAGAAAGUAAUUUGUUUAUGGUUGUAUUGAGUCUGAUGUGAGCCAGUUAACGUAGCAGCAGAGAUCCUUGGGAGCUAUUUGUUAUAAUGCAGACCAUUAGUCCUAAGAAACAGUCAGCUAUGACACUCUCGUCCAGUGUUACUCACAUCCCUCCGAAGUCAGAAUUAUGGAACAAAAAUAACAUGAAGAGUAUUUUUAAAAUGACUUGACCUUUGAGUUGUGGAACAUUUUAUUUGACUAUUACCCAAUCAUUUGCCUCAUUUAAGUUCUCUGGACUGCUGUGCAUCGUGAAUUAGCACCAUUGCUGUACACACACUGCUCUCCACGCUUGCUUUACCCGCCACACUACUCAGGGCUCAGCACACGAUUUCUCACUGUAACCUUGUGCUUGUCUCACAGUCACUAGGCUUUAAGCUGCAAUAAAAGCAGAGACAUUGUUUUAUUACAUGAACAGCAUCUCUUGUGUCCUUGUCAUGGCAGAAAAUUACAGUCCCAUGAAACUGAGGCAGAUAUGAAGGACUUCAGGCAUUAAUGUGUCUCUGCUGCUGUUGUGUGUUUGUGCAUCUCCACUAUAAUCAGUGAUCUAAAUGUUUUUUUUGGUUUUUUUUCCCCUUAGGGCGAUCCUCCCUCUUUCCCAUUGAUGACAAUCUCCUUGACGACGGCCAUGGCAAUCAGGGUGUCCCUGGAGUCCUCGGCUCCCCCAACUGUUACCCCCACCAGAACGGGGAACGCAUCGAGCGGUUCUCCCGUAAGGUGUUUGUGGGCGGGUUACCACCUGACAUAGAUGAAGGUGAGGAAGACUACACCACUGUCUUUCAGCAUGAAUCCACUCGUCUUUUCUUUCUUUUUAAAAAAGUCUUUAUUCCCUCUUAUUUCCUCUUUUUUUCAUCUACUUUUCCUCAGAUGAAAUAACAUCAAGCUUUCGCCGCUUUGGUCACCUGGUGGUGGACUGGCCUCACAAAGCAGAGAGCAAAUCCUACUUUCCACCUAAAGGUACUGUCAAAAGCAACAAGCAUCUCCUGUAUAGCCGUCAUAAAUCUGAGUCUGUUUUAUUUUCCUAUCAUACUGCCUUACCCUUUGCAAAAUUAAAAAAUAAAUAAAUAAAUCAGUGUCAAGUCAAUAGGAGAACACUGCAGAAAAGUUAAGAAAAUUCACUGCAAGCUAGCAGGGACGCUUAUAUGUGAGGCUGGUGCAAACACAGAAUAUGGACCCAAAACAGGAUCAGUCAAAACAUCUGAGUUUAAAGAGGGAGGAUCGUGUUGACAUCCGCGUGCCCACCUGUAUUGAUAUAAAUGCAUUAACUGUCAUCAUAGCAUCAGUCUCUGCUGCUUUGUCAACUGUCAUGUUGUAAACAUUACACUGCAACAUUCACUGCAGGCUUUUGAUGUCGCCUCCUGUUUCUUUAGACCCAUCCCUCAACUUUAAGAGGCCGACCUUUUGAAGAUUUCCAUCAAUUUUAUAAAUACAUGUGUGAAAGAGGUUUGAGCCUGUGGAUAACUGUGUCUGUUUCCAGGAUACGCGUUCCUGCUGUUCCAGGAGGAGACCUCUGUUCAGGCCCUGAUAGAAGCCUGCAUGGAGGAGGACGGGAAACUCUAUCUGUGUGUCUCCAGCCCAACCAUCAAGGAUAAACCUGUGAGUUUAGCAACGUCUUUAAAACACAGUGCUGCCCUUUGACUGUAGUUUUUCAACCAAAGCGAGUGGACUUUAGAGUGAAAUUUGACUUUGACUCUAGGUACAAAUACGCCCGUGGAACCUGAGCGACAGUGACUUUGUGAUGGACGGAUCUCAGCCACUCGAUCCCCGCAAGACCAUCUUUGUAGGAGGAGUCCCUCGUCCCCUGAGAGCAAGUAAGUGCACAAUCUUUGUUUGAUGUGAAACUAUUUCACAUCCGUUUGUUAUUUAGGAAGAAGUGCUGACUCAGACUUACGGAAAUCUUCUUUACAAACAGACUCUGUAACCUGCUACAGAGCUUCAUUCUUCAACAUCGCCUUUUCUUUGCUCUGUCACUCAUGUUGGUAUUCUCUGUCUUUCAACUCUCUGUACAGUUGAGCUGGCUAUGAUUAUGGAUCGUCUGUAUGGUGGAGUUUGCUACGCAGGAAUUGACACUGAUCCAGAGCUCAAGUACCCAAAGGGGGCGGGACGAGUGGCCUUCUCCAAUCAGCAGAGCUACAUCGCUGCCAUCAGCGCCAGAUUUGUCCAGCUGCAGCACGGAGACAUUGAUAAGCGGGUACAGCCUCCAUAUCACUAACUACUCCAAAGUCUCUUAUCUUGUUUGUAAAUGUUCAUUAUAUCCUCUAGUCCUGUAAAGUGGAAAUGGAUUUCCUAAACAAGUUAAAGGCCCAUUUCCCCCAAAAAAGUACACUCAAACUCAGCCGAGUUCUGCUGUGUUUUUAAGGUUUAUGUCCAGAAAUCUAGUUUGAAGAAGAAAAAACACAAGGAAAGGGGGCACAGACUCACCUGCAGGGGGCAAAUAGCCCUAUGGUAUACCUAGCAUAAAGCAUCUGGCGGAUGCAUUGCAGGUGUCAGUGUAUGUGUGGGGCUGAUCCUGGGAUGCCAGAGGACCAACACAGGCCACAAACCACACCCUGAGACUUCACUAAGCUUUAGUGUGUGCGAUCCCCUACAAACAUGUAGCUAAAGACACACAAACACAUGCUCACACAUAGCUACAGAAGUUUUUUUGGACAAUAAUAAUAAAGAUUGAAAAGUAUCCAUUACGCACACAUUAUAAAGUACUUUCACGUGAUCAGUAGCAGCCUGCCUUUCUUUGAUGUGAAUUGCAUGGCUCAUUGGUCAUUAGUAGAUCCUGUCUGGUAUACUGUUGGUAAGUCCCAAGUUUAAGAUAAUUAAUGAAGUUGCUCUGCUGUGCCUCAUGAGCAGAUGUGAAAGUCUGUUUAUUUGGAAAGUCCCUGAUUGUUUGGCUGUACAGAGAGAUUGUUUCAGUGAAGGCAUGAAUCAAAAUAAUUAGCUUAACAUGAUGACUCCAGAAAAAGUAGAAAGGUUGACAUCUUCUGUGUGAAUGGGAGCAAACCUGUCUGCAGGCAUACCUGACUCCUACAGCCAAAGAGAGAAGACAAACGGAUUGAUUUGAGUCAUGUUACUCUUAACAUCUAACCAUUUUGUGCACUGAGCCUCACUUAAUACCCAGAUUUUUCAAUGAUUAACCAGCAAAAUGUGGUCAAAUGGCCUGAUUCGCUUUGCACCAUGUGCUGUUCGACUGUGAACUUGUUGUGUUUUUGAUCUGUGUUAGGGUUGCACAAAGAACACAUGGAUUCAUUUGUUUCUUGAUGAAACAUGAAUGAUAGAAGCUUCACUUUGCAUCUGUUAGCAAUGUUCAUAGAGGUCGACUUUGGGAAUAAAUCCCUUCUUUUGCGUUUUCUUGUCUUUGCUAAGGGAUUUGUGGAGCUACAUUUGCUACAAAGGAAGAGAAAAGAGAGACAUUACAAAUUGGCUGUAACCAUGGCUCUUUAUUGUCAGUUGUUGAUCCAUAGGGGUUCAUUUAUCAACAAAAACAACCUCACAUUCAGAAAUGACAUUAAUAAGUCAUUAUUGCAAUCAUAGACUUUAUAUAGAAUAGACAGCAUCCGUCUCCUCGCUGGGUGAAGCCACCAUGAGAACAGCACCCUCUGGUGACGGGCUACAGUAUAGGUCAUAAAUCCCACCACCCCCAGCAAUCCCUAUGGAGCUGUGGACAAACUUUAGGAAUUUAUCACACAAAAUAUAAAUGUUUUUCCCCCCUGGUUGUGAUGUUGACAUGUAGUUAUUGUAAGACUGGUUUGUGCUCAAGUCCUCGUUUUUUCUGUACAGCUCCGUUUUUAAAAGUUAUUAGGGUGUUCAUGUCUUCUACGAUUGAUAUUUGAGACAGUCUAUGGGCGUAGGAAGACUGCGUAGCUCACCCGUGGGAUACGCUGUUUGAGCUGAGCGUCAUCACAGUGACUCUCCCACCAAAUGUGUAUAACGUUACCGCAAAAGGAAGUGGAGAAAAUCCCGAAAAUACUGAGAGAAAUUCGGCUUCAAAGUCGUAUAACGACGGAAGGCGGAGCCAGGUUGUCCAUGGUAUAUACAGUCUAUGAUUGCAAUACUUUAAGUCUUUGAGUUGUGAGCAAAGCUAGAGGUCAUUUAUUGUUAAUGUGAGUGUGAGUGUGUGUGUGAGAAAUGUGAGUGUGUGAGUGUCAUGAGCAUCACCAGAGACAAAGCAGUUUGUUGCUAUGGUGAUGGGAAAGCUUAUUAGGCCUGAUUGAAUUAGCUUCGCUCCCAGUCUCUGCUGCUAUGAGCCUUUCAUGAACACACAUGACCAAACCCUGCAUGUAUUCACGCUCUCUCCUCUUUUGUGUGCGUGCAGGUGGAGGUGAAGCCGUAUGUCCUGGAUGAUCAGCUGUGCGACGAGUGUCAGGGUGCACGCUGUGGAGGGAAGUUUGCUCCUUUUUUCUGCGCUAACGUCACCUGUCUGCAGUACUACUGCGAGUUCUGCUGGGCCAACAUCCACUCCCGUGCAGGCAGAGAGUUUCACAAGCCGCUGGUUAAAGAGGGAGCCGACCGCCCGCGCCAGAUCCACUUCCGCUGGAACUGAAAACGCGACCACAUCCACGGUGAUACAGUCUGAGGGAAGGGAAAGGAAACACUGGCUCACAAGAAGAGCAUCGCUCUGCCUCUCCUGCUCUCCUAAGCUAUCAGUAUAAUCCAGUACGUAACACUAAACAGUAUAUACUCUAUAUAUCUAUAUAUCUUUUGUAGCAGCCAAACACCACAAGCCUCAGUUUUUCACCAAAACCCCCUCACAUCUCAGGCUCUGACAACUCUACAACUCUUUUGUGGUACUUUCAUCUUUUCUAAGAGGAGAUUUAAAAAAAAGAAAAAGAGAUAGAUUUUUGUAGGUUUUUUUAUUAUUAUUAUUUUUGUAUGUGAGAUUUAAAGUAGAUAUGGGAAUGUUUUUGCAUGGGGGCAGCUUGUCUGUCUGUCUGCUGCUAGCCACCCUACAGUGCGUGUAGUGCACACUUGUUUCUGGGAAAAUCUUGAUUCUCUAAUGUUGACUACGCCUGCCCCAGGUCAUUAACCAAAGGUAGCAAAAAAAAAAAGAUAGGAAACAUAAAAUUGACACACUUUCUGCCGCUAAACAAACGGUUGUUUUCUAAUGUUGCCAUGGGCUCUUUCUUCUUUUUAGAGGGUUUAUUAUUAAAAAGAUGAUAGGGUUAUUUCUGCGCUCAUACAGACCCAUUGAGUGAUACCUCAAAAUACUGAAUCUGGUUUCUGCUAUUCAACAUUUAUACUUAACAAGCUAUUUUAGAAGCUUUGCUGCUAUAUAUACAUAUAUCAGAAUAAAUGUGUAGGUAUUAUAUUAAAUGCCAUUUAUAAACCAGAAUCAUGUGAAAUGAAAUGCAGUAUGCACUCAACCACUAUUGGCCCCCAUUGCCAUGGAAAGUGCAUGUAAUGAAAAUAGGCUUAGCUACACAAAUAGCAUGCAGGAUAGAUGUGUGAGAGAAAAAAAAUAAAAACAAACCACUGAAAUCAUAAAUUUAAGACAAAAUUUUAGUGAGUAGCAUGAUCAUCUAUUAAAAAUUGCCUAAGAGGGAAAAAUCUGACAAAUAAGUAAAAAAAGACGUAUUUAAACUUGCAUGCAUUGAUGUUUCUCCGUCGUUUGAUGCGUUUACAUACUUAACGAUUAAAAAAAAGUGAUAUUGGUUCUUCUGUAGACUAAGCAGAUGCCAUCUUUUUGUGACACGAUGGCUCGUAUGGCGAAAAAAACUCCUGUCGAGAAGCAGAGUGGUGUUCAGUGGUUUGUGUUGGUGUCGUCCCCGUGUUGUGUGACUGUUUUUAGUGUAGACUGAGGCUCUAGUUUAGUUACCAACCGAUUAUCUAGAGGAGAAUUCAAACAUCAUUAUUAUGACUCUGCCUUCACCCUCCUUUGUCUCUGUAUAGCUCCAAAGAUGAAUCUGAUGUAGCAUCGCCCCGACAAAACAAAUGCAAACAAAACACUUCAAAGUCAUUGUGGGUGUACAUUUUGGAGUUUAAAUGACUAAGAGGUAGAAGAAAAAAGCUUUAAAAAGUGCUCCAGCUGCCGUUUCGCAGAUUUCAGGACAGGAUGUUGCUCCACUUCUCCCUGUCUUUGAUGGUUGGGGUCCAGUAGCUCCUCAGUCUGAGACAGAAAUUUACCAUUUUGCCACAGUGUCAACAGGCAGAGAGGAAGCGUGCCAGACUCCUGUUCAUAAAUGAUUCAUUAAGAUGUAUGUAACCAGGUUGUCUGUGGCACAGCUUUCGUAAUUGUUAAUGGGUUUGGACCUAUGAGAAUGAAGUAUUCAACAUUGGCAGGUAAUAACAACGGAUGACAGUGCUUUUUAAGGGGCAACUGUUCUCCUCAAACCCACCAGACUCCACUGAUAAGAAUGAUUUUUUACCUUCCUGAACAUGUGAGUUUAAGGUCAGCUGCUAACUCAGCUUGUAACGUUCAUUGAGUUUUUCACAAACGCUUAGUUGUGCCAGAAUUAAAGUUUUUAACACCAAAGUCACAAGAUUAACAAACCAAAUUAACAACAGUAGCUCAGCGAUCCUUCUGCUUUACGAGAUAAAAUCGCUGAGUGUUUGUCAAGUCUUGUUGCUUUAAGCUGAGUGAUGUGUUGAUCAAAUGUGUUGAUACUUUGAUCAAACUACUGUACCCUGAAAAUUUACAUUGAAAUCAUGGUAGCUGAAGUGGACUACUGGAGCAUUACUGAAGGUUUUUGUACCAAGAAGUCAUUUAGACCUCAAAAUAAAUCAAAAGCAGCCCAAGUAAGGAAUUCCCCAUUCACUAAACUGCAUAUUUUUUGAGGAGGAGCUGAAAAAGUCGGGCUUUGAUACUAUUUUGAACCCAGAUCCCUCGCUGACAGGUCUCCACUUCAGUGACACUAAAGAGAAAACUCUCCUCUUCGUUUGUACUGUUCGUCUAGCAGAUUUACACCCAUGAACUCCUCUUAAAAUCUAUCUAGGGACAAUCUUUUUUGUGAGGGCGGUGACCCUGCUGCCCGUUUGGUACUGUAAAAGUGUGUCGCUCUCGUGUCGUCGUGGUCUUUGUGCUCCAGGCCCUGCUGUGUGCUCCUCUGUGUCUGUGUUCAGGCGUCAAAUUGUACUGUUACAAAACCUUAAUGAAACUGAAACUUAUUUACUUAUAGUUGUCUGUGUCAACUACUCUCACCCAUCACUGGCCCUACAGUAUGUUUUUUAUAAUAUAUAUUAUGCACUACUUUUCUAUUCCCCCCACCUGUUUUACUUCUUCUCCACCCCCAUCCUUCCCCCCUGAGUGAUUUCAGUGCAGAAUCCUCCACCUAUUUAUAAUCUACAGAUGAUUUAUUAAAUUUUUAUUUUUUCAUGAUUACUUAUUUAAGAUGUAGCGUGAAGCAGUGGUCUUAAGUUAUCUAUAUAUUCUGUAUGAGUAGAGGAGGAAUCCAAUAUGUUCUAAUAUAUUCUGAUGUAGUCUGGAUGUUGUGAGGACGGCGUGAUAACAGAGCGAGCUCCCGCCGUCCUCUCGUGGCUUUAUGUUCUCAUGAUACGAACAUGUUUGAAUAUCGUCACCUGUAACACUUGACUCGUGCUGUUUUAUUGUGAGGUUCUAUUUCUAUGUUGAACACUGUUACUUUGUUCUGUACGUGUCUUUGUUUUUGUAAAAAUCAUAUUUAUUUCACUAUUUUUGUAGAGGAAAAAACUAUUUGAUUUUGAUUGUAUUUUUCUAUUUAAAUGAGAUUAUUACACAGUUUAUUUCCCCUCCCCUCUCUUGUGCUAGUCAUGUCCAAAAGUUCUGUUCAGAGACAAAGAAUCACAUCAUUCUCAUCUGAGUUUUUGAUAUAUAUUCUUCUUUUGAUACACAUUGAUGACACAUUUCAUUUGAAGGAAGGAAACAUGAAGGUUUUGUUCUAUUCUUGGAAGACACUUGAGAUUCUCCCCUGUUGCAUCGAGGCCUCGGCUGCCUGUCCUCGUAGAUGCUCUGAAACUUGAAUAUAACACAUUUUGAAAGGCUGACUAACCUCGAAUCUGUGUUGUGAUGUGCAAUACUGUUUCUAAUGUUUGUAUAAAAGUAAGAACUACAGUGUAAACCUUUUUAAUGCAGAUUUAUUUUUUUCAUUGCAUAUUUUGCAGAUUUCUGAUCCACAGUGUCAUUUUUUACUGUCAGAAAAAUAAAACCCCGUUUUUUCAUUGCGACUAUUUUUAAAUCCAGAUAUCUUUGUACUGAUGUAAAUGAUUGUAGUUAUUUUGGAUAGUGUUUUGCUAACAAAAGGAGAGACUUUUUCAUGCAUAUUUCUAUUUCAUUUCAUCUUGUUUUUUCCCACCUUUUGUUUCAUUUACUAGUAGCAGAUUUCUUGGAAUAAUUUUUCAUAUUUAAAUGUCAUUGGUAUUAUUUUGUAUUUUUAUGUGGAAAUACAUUAUAUAUAAAUUUAAGAUGCUAAUUGCUAAUAUAUUAUUUUGAGUUUAAUUAUUUUUAAAGCUAAAUAUUUGUAAUUUUAUUGUUAAAGUGGCUAAUUUCUAAAUCAGAGUUUGUGUAUAGAUUCACAAAAGUGGUUUAUGAGGUGUUUGGAUUGUAAUUAUUACUGAAUGGUUCUUUGAUAUGCAAAAUGAAUAUCAUGUUUAUUUUUAUUUUUGUUGGUUUUGUAUUUAAAUGGGGUGUUGAUUACAAUCUUUUUUUUUUCUUUCACUUCCUGAAUAAAGACCCAUUCUGUUUGGACACAA